This is a messenger RNA of Rubroshorea leprosula, 2192 nucleotides long. The record is from the annotation of a GenBank genome assembly. Lineage: Eukaryota; Viridiplantae; Streptophyta; Magnoliopsida; Malvales; Dipterocarpaceae.
AUUGAAGAUGUUUGCUUUAUUGCCUCUCAGAAUUACCCACCUUGAAUUGAAGUGCUAAUUGCUAUCCAUAUAAAGAAAUUUUUAUUUUUUUUCUGUUAUCAUUAGUUUUCCCUCUUGCUCAAGCUUUGGGAUGUUAAGAGCAAAACUUGAAGUACUUUUCAGCCUCAUGGUCCUUGCUUUCUCUUUCUUUCUUGAUGCUUGUAUGGCUAGAGCUAAAUACAAGCCUUGCCUCCCUUUUUCUUCUUGUGGAAACCUCAGUACUUCAUACCCUUUUCCAUUAAAUAGUGACCCUGUUGAGUGUGGUGAGCCAGGGUAUGAACUAGUAUGCGAUAAUAAUCGCACAACUUUGGUCACAAAAGAGGGGACAUUCUUUGUUGAGAACAUCACAAACUCUAGUGUUCGACUGGUUGAUGCCAGUCUUCAGAGGGAUAUCUGCUCCAUUCCUCGUAGUUCCCUUCUUCUUGAAGGCGCUUGUUGGAACAUGCUUCUUUCUAACUAUCUUGUGUAUGUUUUAAAUUGCAAUAUACAGAUGAAUUCAUCACUCUAUGUUGAUGCCUCUGCUUGUACCAAUAGCUCUUUAUCUCCAUAUAAUUACCUUUUUGUCUUCAAUGAACUAGCACAGUUAUCUGAUUUCAAUGAGUCGUGCAAAAUUGAAGCCCAAUUUCCAAUUUUUUUCUCUAAUAUCACAGGCCUAUCGGCUUCUGCUAUUUACCAUAAGUUGCUAGAGGGUUUUGAACUGAAUAAGGAUUGGUUCUCCUUGAAUAACAACACCUGCAUCUUUUCAAACAAACUUACAUUGAAGGAGAUAUUAGGACCAGUGAAGUAUGCAUUAGAAUCAUAUCUAGACAGCUUUAUAUUUUUCCUUCUGGGUGGCCCCCAUGUAAAGGAUAACACGAAUUUUCCACCAAACAGUACUCAUAUUAAAUGUCUUGGAAUAAUAGGAAAGCUUCAAAGUGGACAUUUUGUAGCUAUAAAAUUACUGGGCAUGUCAAAAUCAGAUGGCCAAGAUUUCAUCAAUGAAGUUGCUACCAUGGGUAUGAUUCAUCAUGCUAAUGUCAUGCAACUCAUUGGAUUUUGUGUUGAAGAAUCAAAACAAGCUCUAGUAUAUGAUUUCAUGCCUAAUGGGUCCAUGGAUAAAGUCAUAUUUUCAAGAGACAAUAACAUAUCUUUAGGUUGGGAAAAAAUGUUUGAGAUUGCUAUUGGGGUGGCUAGGGGGAUUGAAUACUUACAUCAAGGAUGUGAAAUGCAGAUCUUAUAUUUUGACAUCAAGCCACACAAUAUCCUUCUGGAUGAGAAUUUUAAUCCUAAAGUUUCUGAUUUUGGCCUUGCAAAACUAUAUCCUACAAAUGAUGGUGUUGUUUCUCUCACUGCAAUAAGAGGUACAUUAGGAUACAUGGCUCCUGAAUUAUUCUACAAGAAAAUUGGAGGCAUCUCAUUGAAACCUGCUAUUCGUCCUUCAAUGAGCAAAGUCUUGGAGAUGCUUGAAAGUGAAGUUCAGCUACUUGAAAUGCCUCCCAAGCCUUCUUUUGUUCCAUCUAAAUUGCAGACUGCAAAUCAUGUCAAUAUAAAUGUCAACAUAAGUCAAGCAGCCCAGCCAACUAUGAACAAUCAGAUUCAAUCACAAUUUGGCUUAAUGCAAGAUCUUGAGCCCACUGCAAUGCUUUUCGCUGACUACAGGCCUUGGCAAUCUCUGCGGGGGCCCUACCUUGGCCCGUGCAAGCCAUCACAGCCACCACUUCACGACGUUGCCCCAUCCUUAUUAAUCUUUAUGAAGCCCUCAGCCUGUGGUCGCCAUUUCGUUUCACUGUGCAACAGAGUAGAAGCUGCCCCUCACCCUUUCGAGGCCAUCAACUGCCGGUAUUCACCUAGAAAACCGGAGCUCUGUUCGAUUACAUAUAGAGGGGUAGGGUGACGACCAUUCCAUAGAGUAUCAUUACGACAACCCCAAAGUUUCCAACACACAACACAAAAAAACUAGAGAGACUCCUUAGUUAGGGUGUCCAGCAUAUGGUCAAAGACUUCUGCAAAGGCCUCAGCCUGUAAUUCUUGUAAUCGGAGAGUGAGAGGACAACCUAUCCUGCAUUGUUUAUUAAGUAAAGGGGCUUUUUACGACUCGAAUAUAUCAAUCUUCAAAUGUUGUACUUUGAUAUAUCUGAUCGCAUAUGGUUUCUUAAUGAAAUAAGAUUACUCUG